Molecule: messenger RNA, 9042 nt
Organism: Triplophysa rosa
Lineage: Eukaryota; Metazoa; Chordata; Actinopteri; Cypriniformes; Nemacheilidae
Gene: magi2a
Product: membrane associated guanylate kinase, WW and PDZ domain containing 2a
Exons: 25
Coding region: 176-4939 (1587 amino acids)
Biological process (GO): signal transduction; receptor clustering
Cellular component (GO): dendrite; cytoplasm
Molecular function (GO): type II activin receptor binding; SMAD binding; signaling receptor complex adaptor activity
Source: RefSeq, a predicted model, not a curated record
ACAGUUACAGUGAGUGUGGCAGUUUUGAGAGGCUGCUGUGGAUCUGCUGCUGAUAUGGAGACUCUUGCCAUGCACAGAAACUGAUCGUACAACUACUUACUCGUCCGCCUGGACAUAAAUCGAUAGCGCGGAUAGCUUUCAUGGCUGCUCUCCUGACACAUUAACAACUGCAAACAUGUCCAAAAGCGUUAAGAAGAAAAGUCACUGGACCAACCGAGUCCAUGAAGUUGUGUUGUCCAGGAGUCCGAGCGGUAAACUCGGGUUCGAGUUGGAGGGGGGCGCAGAGAAUGGACAGUUCCCCGUUAUUGGGGAAGUGAAACUGGACAGGGUCAGACUCAACCAGGACGAGUUACUUCUGGAAGUAAAUGAUACGCCAGUAGCCGGACUGACCAUUAGGGAUGUGUGGGCUGUGAUCAGACACUGCAAAGAUCCCGUCCGCCUGAAGUGUGUCAAACAAGGAGGUGUUGUGGAUAAAGAUCUCAGGCAGUAUCUCAACCUCCGUUUCCAGAAAGGCUCUUUGGACCACGAGCUACAACAAAUCAUCCGGGACAACCUUUAUCUUCGCACCAUACCCUGUACAACAAGGCAGCCCAAAGAAGGAGAGGUUCCAGGAGUGGACUACAAUUUUGUGACUGUGGAGCGGUUUGUUGAACUGGAGAAAAGUGGAGCUUUACUAGAAAGUGGAACUUAUGAAGAUAACUAUUACGGCACACCCAAGCCCCCUGCAGAGCCCAGUCUGCUUCUGCUGAAUGUAGCCGAGCAGCUGUUGCCAGGCGCCACACUCAGAGCCGAGGGCAAACGCAGACGCAACAAGUCCGUCAGCAACAUGGAAAAGGCUGGCAUCGAGCCGCCCGAGGAGGAAGAGGAGGAGAGGCCCGUCGUCAAUGGCAACGGUGUAGCCAUCACCCCAGAGUCCAGUGAACAUGAAGACAAAAGUACAGAUGCGUCAGGAGAGAUGCCCACCACGUGCCCCUCCGAGACCCCCCCAGAUGCUCCCAAAGAAGAGAGCGAACCCGCUACAUCACCCCCCAAACCGGAUGAAAAUGAUGAGCUGGGUCCUCUGCCGGAUAACUGGGAGAUGGCUUACACCGAAAAGGGAGAGGUCUACUUCAUUGACCACAAUACAAAGACGACUUCGUGGUUGGACCCCCGGCUAGCCAAGAAAGCAAAGCCCCCUGAAGAAUGCAAAGAGAACGAGCUUCCGUAUGGCUGGGAGAAAAUCGAUGACCCUAUUUACGGAACCUACUACGUUGAUCACAUCAACCGAAGGACUCAGUUUGAGAAUCCCGUUAUGGAGGCCAAGCGGAGAUUGCAACAACAGCAGCAGAUGCAGAGUCAAGGCUUGUCAUCUCUACCCCUGCCCGCUGUCUACAGAGUGGAGGAGAGCCCCUCCUCUGCAACCUUACCCAGGGCCAGACUGGCAUACGUGGGUCCCGCUCCCGAGCGCUCUCACAGUCUCACUGACCUGUCCGAGGCCCCCCUGUACCGGGCUGGUGUGUUUGGACUGCAUGAGAAGAAUCUGUUCACGCGGGACCCCACGCAGCUGAAAGGCAGCUUCCUGUCGACACCGCUGCAGAAAAGCAACAUGGGAUUCGGCUUCACUAUCAUUGGCGGUGACGAGCCGGACGAGUUCCUGCAGGUCAAAAGUGUCAUUCCGGAUGGACCCGCGGCACAGGAUGGAAAAAUGGCUACAGGUGAUGUGAUUGUCUACAUCAAUGACGUCUGUGUCCUGGGCACCACCCACGCUGAUGUCGUAAAGCUUUUCCAGUCAGUCCCGAUUGGUCAGAGCGUAACCCUCGUCCUGUGCAGGGGUUACCCUCUUCCUUACGACCCUGAGGAUGCAGCCAGCACCAUGCUUCCCCCCAUUGGUCUCAUCGAGCGGCCUCUACUCGUCAAUGGGGGGAACAGCUACGACAGCUACAUGGAGUACAUCUCCCGCACCGCGCGCUUUAUGGACCCCCUCCAUACGCCGUUAGGACCACCUCAUCCCGGAGACACCCACUUGGACGCCGGUCCACUAGAGGACAGCGUCUCCAUGGCGUCGUCAGGAGCUGCUGGAGGAGAGCUGUUGACGGUUACCAUGGUGAAGGGGGGAGAGGGUUUUGGUUUCACCAUUGCAGAUAGUAGCGGAGGACAGCGAGUGAAGCAGAUUCUGGAGGCGCAGGGAUGCCCGGGGCUGUUCGAGGGUGAUCUGAUUGUGGAGAUUAACCAACAACCCGCGCUAAUGCUUUCGCACACGCAGGUGGUGGAGCUGCUAAAGGAGUGUCUGGUUGGGGCAGAGGCCACGUUGGUCGUACAAAGGGGCUGCACAGGACACUUUUCACCUUGGAAGACCUCUAAACAGGUUUUGGAACAUUGGGAUUCUCACAGCAGUCCUACGACCGGUCUAUCUGUCCAUGCUCUCCCCCACAGCCUUCCUUAUCUUCACUGGCCCACGGGUCCAGAGUUUGACCUGGUCAGGCCGGAUCCCUAUGACCUGUAUGAGAAGUCCAGGGCUAUGUAUGAGAAUAGGCAGCCAGGUCUUCCUCGACCGGUCCUCACAGCUGACCCCUCCGCAACUGAGUUCCAAGAGGUGGCGGUGCACCUACGCAGACAGAAGUCCGGUUUCGGCUUCAGGAUCCUGGGCGGAGAAGAACCAGGACAGCCUGUGAGUCCGGAGGCUCAGGAGAAGAUCCUAAUUGGUGCAAUCAUAGAGAAAAGCCCGGCAGACAAAGAUGGACGUCUUCGGCCUGGAGAUGAACUCGUGUCUGUUGAUGGAAUCUAUGUGGCAGGAAAACCUCACCGCUAUGUCAUCGACCUGAUGCACGGGGCGGCCCGGAAUGGCCAGGUCAAACUCACUGUGAGACGGAGACUUCAGCCCACAGGUGAACCCUUUCCAGAGAAUGGCCGCAGUCCUGGGUCCACCCAACACAGUUCCCCCAGGAGUGACUUCAACUCCAGAAUUAUCUCUAACAACUCCACUCCCUGCCAGAACUCUGUCCAUUCCACCACAGGCUCCUCCCCGCCAGACACAGUAGCCAAUCAGAAUUCGCAGCCCAGUGAUGUCACCAUCCAACGCAAGGAGACUGAAGGAUUCGGAUUCGUUAUUAUCAGUUCGCUAAACAGGCCUGAAUCCACGCCUGCUUCUGCUGUGCCUCAUAAGAUUGGACGGAUCAUUGAGGGAAGUCCGGCAGACCACAGUGGGAAAUUGAAGGUUGGAGAUCGCAUACUCGCCGUCAACAAUCAGUCUAUUGUCAACAUGCCACACGCCGACAUUGUCAAGCUGAUCAAGGAUGCGGGACUCAGCGUCACACUCAGGAUCAUUCCUCAGGAGGAGACGAACAGCACGCCCUCUGCAGGCAGUUCAGAGAAGCAGAGCCCCAUGGCCCAGCCCAGUCCAGUGUGCCAUCCCAGCACUGUGAACCAGACCAGUGCUGCUCCUCAACCCAACUCCACCCCUCAAACCAACUCUGCACCUCAAGCCAGCUCCACAACGCUGCCUAGCUCAGAAGCACAACCGAGCCCUGUCACUCAAACCAGCCCAGCCAAUCAGCCCAUCUCAGUGAUCCAGCAGAACACGCCCACCCAGCCCUCAGCCGUGCCAGUACAGAUCUACAGCCACGACAGUGGUUACAGGUCAGAGGUGAAAGCAAGACAGGACGUCAAACCUGACAUCCGGCAGCCGUAUACAGAUUACCGUCAACCCCCGGUGGACUACCGGCACCCUCCUGUAGCGGAUUACAGACAGCCCCCUACACUUGAUUACAGACACCCCCCAUUACUGGACUAUAGACAGCUGUCCACUGACCCACGCACCUUUCCCUUACCUGACUACAGGAUGCCACAGGAUUUUGAUUUCUUUACAGUAGAGUUGGAAAAAGGCUUGAAAGGUUUUGGUUUCAGUAUCCGUGGAGGCCGUGAGUAUAAGAUGGAUCUGUUCGUUCUGCGAUUGGCCGAAGAUGGGCCAGCCAUACGCAAUGGGAGGAUGAGGAUCGGAGAUCAGAUCAUUGAGAUAAAUGGUGAGAGCACGAGGGAUAUGACACAUGCUCGGGCUAUUGAGCUCAUCAAAUCGGGCGGCCGUAGAGUUCGCCUGCUUCUCAAAAGAGGAACAGGGCAGGUCCCUGAGUAUGGAAUGGUACCUUCCAGCCUUUCCAUGUGCAUGAAAAGUGACAACCAUGGCUCCCCCUAUUUCUUCCUAAUGGGCCAUCCUAAAGACACGGUGGAAGCUGAGGAGCCCUCAGUGUAUCUCACUAUAUACGAUGUGACAGCAGAUAAUCCCACCGCCUGGGAUGCUCGCACUACAACCUCCCCAAGUCUGUCGGAAGUAGCACCACCCCUCGACAGCAUACCCAAUCCAUCGGCUUCUUUUCAUGUGAACCCACCAACUGACCCACCUCAUACAUCGUCUUUGGAAGCAGCAGGUCCUGACUGUUUCCAGGGUCCUAGAGGCCCAGAGAGUAGGGCUCUGGAACAGGUUGGGAAGCGGUCAGCCCUGGGAGGUGGAGUUGGGGGUGGAGAUGGGACCAAGCAAAGGGAGGGUAGCAGGACCAACCGUCGCUCAAGCGGAGGGAAGGGUCAGCACCCCGAUGAACUUGCGGGAGAGCCCUACGGACCCAAGCCCCACAAAAGCAGCCGGGCGAAAUCCAAGGAGCACAGGAGGGAACGGAGCAAUACGCCCUCUCGGAAACGAGACUCGCCCAAAACGGACAAUAACAUAAAUGGGGGAAAUGGUUGCUUAGAUGGUAAUCGCAACCAGCAAGGGUCUCCGAUGCAACUCAAAGCCCUACCAAAGGAACCAGAGAAAGGACAAGUGGAGAGUCGUCCCAACCAUAACUCCAAGAACAGCAACAGCGGUGCAUCCGUCAGGAAGGUUGCGGUAUCCCCAGGGCUUUGGAAGAUCCCGGGCUCAGACAAGCUACCCAGCACCCUGCGCUCGGCCACGUCCACCAUCAGCAGAUAACAUCUCACCAUGGUCUCAGGCCCGAGCUGGUUUAAUCUUUUGGCCUUGACUUGAUUAAGGCCUUCUCACAGACCAAUUCACCUUGUUUUGGGCCUGGUUGGGCUUGUGCUCCGCUUGGUUGCUUUUCACAGGCCUGCUGUACUCUCCAGAGCUCGGUUUUAACCUUGUUCGACCAGGUCUCGCCCUUUCUCACAACCCUCGCUAAAGACCUUUUCAUGCAUUUCUAGACAGAGCAUUUUUUAUUUAUAAAUUAUUUUAAGCGAUAUGACACCCACCACCUUAAGAACUGGAAGCAUUCACGCCACAAAUGGAACCACGGAAGAAUGAGUGAUGCAUGUAGCGUGCGAAAAAAACCCAGACUGGUUUAAACUGUUGGGAAAAGCACUUAGACUCUGAGACGUACAUGCAUAAAGAACCACUUACCGACUCAAGGACACCACCGGUGACCAUGGCGGUUUUUAUACACUUUCAGUUAAAAUGAAGAAUAUUGAAGGAGUCAUGCAGUUUUUGAGUAUUUGAAGAACGAAAAUGAUUGAAAAAGAUUCUAUAUGAGUGGACACUCGACAGUCGAACUCUGCCUUAAAUAAAGACUCUACUGACCUGCAGAUCUCUGCAGCAAAUGAAUAUAGACAUAGAUAUAUUAUAUGACUACGUAAGUGUGAGACUUAUUGUAAAUACAGUCUUUAUACGCCCAUGUGAGCCCAUCUUGGUGUUUUGACAUCAUCCAUGCAGUGUAAAAAUAUAAACUAGAAUUCAUCCCAUUCCACUACUUAAGGCGUGUUCUCACUGUAAGCGAAUUAAACGCAAUACGUCAAGUUUCUGUAAUGGAUGUUGCUGGUAUCCAGGAGCUGAAUCAAAUGCGGGUCACUGUCGUUGUGCAACUCGACGCCAGUGGUCACUGUUAUUCUUGUCGCCUCAAAUCGCCAAUAGCUUUGUUGAUGCAAUUCUCUUUCAGUGGGAAUCUCUUAUGAUCAGUGAUUGGUUAGCUGCUCUGUUAGUCUCUGAAGGAGCUAAUUGGCUUUCAACUUCUCGACUCAAUUAUCACUGACUCGAUCUAUUCUCCCUUUACGUAUUUACGCUAGUAAAGCAAUCGGAAGGAUCGGUGAUGGUUUAGAUGAAUGGUUUCAAUUGGGGCAGAGUGCCUUACACAAGCUCCAAGAUUUAGGCAACAACGUGAAGACUAAAAGAGAUAAUAGGCUGCUAUUAGACAACUACGUUUAAUUCUUGAAAAACUGUGUGACAGUAAAGCCAAGUCUGUGGAAGCAUUUAUCACGUCUUUGACUCUGAACAGAAGUUAAACUGAGAGGCUGGUUUUGUCCCCAGUAUAGAUGUAUCAAUAAAAGAUUGAAAUGCUAUUUUCGUACGUAGAUGAAAGGUGCUUUUAGGAGAAGUGCAGAUAUUUAUUAAUGAUAUCUUUUAGUGGAGGUAGGAGUGUCUGUUGAGCACUUUGUCUAUAAUAAGACAGAUAGUAGCUGUGAUAUACAUUCAAAUGCAGAUCCAUGAUAUUCAUUGGAUAGUUUUGAAAGGGUAGGAAUUAUAAUAUGAAGGUAAAAUAUUGUAUAAACAUAGUUUUCUGUUUUUGAAUUCCCUUUUACAUGACUCGCAUCAGGGCUUCAGUGCACAUCAAGAGAAGCAUUGUGCUUAUCUCCACGUUAAAAAACAAUGCAGAUGUUUCUUUCACAGAAGGGCGAUUUUGCAUGAAAGGCAAUAUGUGGUUGCCAGGUUGCAAGAAAAUGGGUUAUUUUCCAUAAAGAGGAAAAAUAAUUAAAACGAUCAAAAGCGGUAGCAAGAAUAACUUUCGGCAAUGCAUCAUGCUUUUUUCUCUUUAUGUCAUGAUAUGCCUUUGACACUGUGUCACACAACUCGGUGUAUUUAGAUACACAUGGGUUCAGUCUUUCGUCCAUUUUGUUUGAGUUUUCAUGUCAGCAUCAUCCUCAACGAUACACCUUGGAACGAUAUUCGACGAUACGCGUCUUGGAAUUAUUGGACUCAAGUGGACUCAAAAGUGGAAACGUAAAGUUUGAACAUCACAUUCUAGAGCCAAGGGGUGUAAUAAUAGUAACAAUAGAGCGGGAGGUCUAGGUCUGACUAGGGCGGCCAUGUUUGCAACACCUCAGAGCAGCUACUUUAGUCAUAGCAAGACCACAGUCCUAUAUCUAUUUGAAUGGGGAAGACAGAUAUUUCUAAAAUCGCUGGCAAAAAUCACAAUUAAACGGCAUGUUUUCGACAAACAAUUAAACCUGGCAAAAACUGUACCAUAAUUUUUGUUUCUUAAGUAUAAAUUGUGCUAAAAACACUUUUUCGAGGUCGCUUCAGCCAAUGUGCUUGCUUGCUAGAGCGGACAUAUUGAGCGUUGCAUUUCAAUUCAUAGUAAUGUCAGUGGUGCAUUUUGUUUACAUAUUUGUAUACAUUUUUGUUUAUUUUGAAGGUCCGAAUGUAAUGGAAUUGUUAUUUAGACCUUAGUACACACAAUAUUAUUUUUUGUUCUUGUUUCCCACUGGUAAUUAGAAAAAAAUAAACACGAAUUUGCAAGCAUUAGAACAAAACCUUCACACCAAAGGUGCUUCAUUAUGUAUUCACACUUUGUAAAACCAUCUAAAGUUAUAUGUCACAUUUUCACCUCUUUGAUAAUCUUGGUAACGUUUAAUUGCUUUAAUUUAUACAUGUCAACUCCAACUAGUUUCUCAUCAUCUCAGCAUGAGCGCGAGUAACCCUUAGUCAAGACCUCCUCCCUUCUCCCCAUUGUCAUAACAUCACCUACAUUAUAUUCAUUUCCUACAGAAAUAAAGCGAUGACUGGUUCCACUGAUGCUCAACUAUUGUAGAUGACAAGGAGAGCCGACAAUGAUCUAGUCAUUACAAGAUAGCAAACAUUUCCCAGAUAAAGGCACAUUAAUUGAAGCAUUCCAAAAGCGAUUGUGCCUUUGUGGCACAUUGUAAGUGGUUCGUCCGUAUAAAUCACAGGCAGAGAAUGGCAUUGUCAAACCAAAUGCAGUUUCCACAGAGUCCCGCCUAAGAUUGUCUGUGAAUAUGAAUGAGAUGAAUAAUGCUAUACGCGGCUAUGAUACCUCUCCAUAGAGUUAUGAGCUGAAUGAUUUUGCUUGAAAUACGACUUCUUAAAGCUGCAACGUGUUACUUUUUAUUCUCUAUCGCCAUUUCUGUUUGAAACAUAAAAUUGUUAUUUUAUGUGCAGCGUCAAAAUGAUAUUUCCCACACAUGUUAAUUGGUAAGGAUUGUUCUACACUGAUUUUUUAUGUAAUUGCUCAACAACUGUUUAUUUUUAGCGAAAAAAGUUACAGAUUGCAGCUUUCAGAAUAAGCAAGGGAUUUUAAAGCCAGAAAAAAUACUCUACCCAAAUAUUCAAACGUGAAUGCUUGGCCAAUGAAUUGUCAGCACACAGUCGCAUUAUUAUGGCAUUAAGUUAAUUCCAGAAUAAUAUGAAGUACAUUUGAAGUAUAUGAGAUCAUGUGGCAUUUCAUUUGUCAGUUUUAAUUUCAGAAUACCGUUACGCAGAAGUUUAGUAGACAGUCUAAAUGGCAUUAAGUCACCAAAGUAUGGACUCGGAGGAAGACCAUGGAGACUUUUUUGGGACCAGUUUACACCUGUUUUGUUGUAAAUUAUAAAUUGUUUUGAAAUGCUGUGGUAGACAUUGGCAUUCACAUUUUUUUGUAGAGUAUAUUUCUGGCUUUUGUUUUCAUGAUGUGCGUCAAUGAAUUUGUUAAAGAGCGUGGUUGAUGCUGUUUUUCUGUCUUUGGUCUCAUCUAAGUUUGCCAAAUCUUGAAGAAACUUUAACGAAUGAUUUAACGUGAUAAAUAGUGUGAUUUAAAAUGAGAUGAUAUCUUAUGGAGACGUGCCCAAGCAGGGCUCUGUAUCACUGUGUAGAACUUAAAAAGAACACUGCGGUUCACUCUGUACAGUUACAAAUAUAAAUAUGACACUAUGUAUUAUGAACUAGUCACACGACAAAACAAAAAAUCUGUAAGUGAGCUACUAUUUUUAUGAAAUGCAACUCAAUGAAUAUAUACUUACUUUUGCAGAGCUCUUGUUUACUGUAUGAUAUUUACUGAAAUACUGUCAAAUAAAACCUUGACAUGGUGUAAAGUA